Branchiostoma belcheri (Belcher's lancelet) is the source of this 824-nucleotide messenger RNA. RefSeq lists its product as uncharacterized. The transcript has 2 exons. The record is from RefSeq and is a predicted model, not a curated record. Bases 8 to 475 code for a protein of 155 amino acids. NCBI's taxonomy places the organism in Eukaryota, Metazoa, Chordata, Leptocardii, Amphioxiformes, Branchiostomatidae.
CCCCAAAAUGUCAGCAGAUCCUGCUCUACUCCAGCACAUUGAGAACAUCUCCAAACUGUGCCGAAUUUGCGGCCAGGCGGUGCUAAAAAAGAGGGACAAACAAAAGAUGUACCAGCCCAACCCCUGCCGCAAAUACGCCCGGAGAAUCCACGAGAUUUGGGGGGUGGAUGUCACCAAGGACAGGGGCCACCGGCACCCUCCAGCUUUCUGCCACCGUUGUCGAUCGAAACUGGCCAGGCCGCCGCAUUUUUCACGGCCGAAAGUAGUGACCUGGUAUGACCACGACGCAUUUGAGGGCCACUGCGCCGCUUGUGAAAAGGUUGCAUCCAUAGCGAAAGGUGGAAGGCCGACGAAGAUCAAGCCACCAGGUAGACCAAGAUCACAGCCGAAACAAGACGACGACAAACAAGAACAACAGAAUGAAACCACAGCAAAGCUUGAAGAGGAUAACAAACUUGUUGGUGAACAUAAAUGACCACCAUGUGAUAAGAGACAAUGUCUGUUUGCUGAUAAUGACAAAAACUGAGAGUUUUCCAAUGUAUAUUGUUUGCAUUUACUCCAGUUCACACAAAAUUCAUUGUAAGCCACUGAAAAGUUAUGGGCUACUCUAGUUGUAACUUGAUGAUAACAGAUGUUUCACAUUUGUAUUGAAAAGUUUAAGGUUAUACCCAUGAGUAAAUUGUAUUACAUAGUAUGUAGUUGUAGUCUCAAGUUUGCAUUGAUAAUGUUGCCAUACUUGUUCUGUUGACAUUUUACAUCCUUCUGCCAAAGUUUUGUUAACUUUUUAUACAUAGUCAUAUUAUAAAAUGACAUUAAAUCUUGUU